GAGAGAGCAUGAGAGAGAAACAGAAGGAGGAGGGGGGGUAAGUGUGGGAUGAGGAGACUGAGGAUGGAUGGGCAACGGGAAACUGUGCGAGCGAGAGAGAGAAAGAGUGAGCGUGUGUAGGCUCAGAGUCAGCAGCGGAGACACAGAAAGUCUACAAGCGCACAUCAACAAGAGAGCAUGAGAGGCAGAGCUGACCACCGGCAACUCUGAAGACUGACACGGACAGAGAGACACAUAGAGAGACCAAGGAGAAGAAGAAUCAAAAGAAGAAGGACUGAAGACUGACUAGCUGCCUUCCACUAUAGGGUAGUUAAAGGAGACACCACUGAGGGACUGUAGCAUCCGCCCCCCCCCCCCCCCAGCAGCACAGAGGAGCACUGUCUCAUCUCGUGCAUGCGUUAGUGCCUGCCAACUCCAAUUUCACAGUCGCCCACUGUUUUCUCGUAGGUUUUGCCCCCCCUGCACUCCCAAGUCAUGAUCCCUUGGGUCCUCCUGCUCCUGUGGAUCUCCGGACACGGAGCUGAGGCCAUGUUUUCCCAGCAGCCACAGGACCUGGUGGUUGUUGCAGGCCAGCCUGUGACGUUACCAUGCACUAUUCCCGGUUACCAUGGCGUUGUACUGUGGAUCAAGGAUGGCCUGGCACUGGGAGUGGGCAGAGACCUCGUUGGCUAUCCUCGUUACACAGUGAUUGGCGACCACGGUUCAGGAGAGCAUCAUUUGCGAAUUCAGCGUGUCGAGCUGAUGGAUGAUGCUGUGUUCGAGUGCCAGGCCGUCCAGGCCGCCAUGAGGUCCCGUCCUGCCCGCCUCACUGUGCUGGUUCCCCCAGAAGACCCAAUCAUCAGUGGAGGGCCCGUGGUGAGUCUCCGGGCUGGGGACCCGCUCAAUCUGACCUGCCACGCUGACAACGCCAAGCCAGCAGCUUCAAUCAUCUGGAUUCGCAAUGGAGAGGUUCUCAAUGGGGCCAUGUACUCCAAGGUAAGCAUAGAGACCUUGCUGCGGGAUGGCAGGAGAGAGAGCACCGUGAGCACCCUCUACCUCUCACCUUCCAACAUCGAGACAGGUCAGCAGAUCAUCUGCAAGGCGUCCAACAAGGCGGUCCCCAACGGCAAGGAGGCCAGUGUCACCAUCGACAUCCAGCAUCUUCCACUUGUCAAUCUCUCCGUGGAGCCUCAGCCCGUUCUGGAGGGGAAUCUUGUGAAAUUCCACUGCUCUGCAAAGGCCAACCCCCCUGUCAUACUCUACAGGUGGGCCAAAGGAGGAAGUGUAAUCAAGGAAGUCUCCGGAGACACAUAUGAGGUUAUUGUGGACCACUCAUUCUUCACAGAGCCCGUUUCCUGUGAAGUCACCAAUCCUCUCGGCAGCACAAACAUCAGCCGCAAUGUCGACGUCUACUUUGGUCCUCGAAUGGCGGCAGAGCCUCAGUCGUUGCAGGUGGACCUCGGAUCUGACGCUGUGUUCAACUGUGCCUGGACAGGAAACCCCUCUCUUACCAUUGUGUGGAUGAAGAGAGGGUCUGGAGUUGUGCUUAGCAACGAGAACCUCCUGACGUUGAAAUCCGUGAGACAGGAGGACGCAGGGAAAUAUGUGUGCCGCGCUGUGGUCCCGCGCGUCGGAGCCGGGGAGAAGGAAGUGUCUCUCACAGUCAAUGGGCCGCCCACUAUCUCCAGUACUCAGACUCAGCAAGCUCUACACGGAGAAAAAGGGCAAAUCAAAUGUUUCAUUCGAAGUACACCUCCACCAGAUCGGAUUGCCUGGUCAUGGAAGGAAACUGUGCUGGAGUCUGGAACAUCUGGACGCUACACUGUGGAGACGGUCACCACGGAGGAAGGAGUCAUCUCUACGCUGACCAUGAGCAACAUCGUCCCGGCUGACUUUCAGACCAUCUACAACUGCACUGCGUGGAACAGCUUUGGCUCUGACACUGAGAUCAUACGCCUUAAGGAACAAGGUGGGAGCCAAGAAUCACUCCCCGUGGCAGUGAUCAUCGGCAUCGCUGUGGGAGCGUUUGUAGCCCUCAUUGUCCUCAUGGGCACUAUCGGAGCAUUCUGUUGCACCCGAUCCCAAAGAAAGGAAGCGCACCUGGUUAUGCCCUCACUGCCCGUCUCCAUCUGUGCUCACCAGAGAGAACUUGCAAGCAAAAUUAAGACAGAAAAUCUGAAAGGAGUGGUGUCGGCGAAAAAUGACAUCCGUGUGGAGAUUGUGCACAAAGACCACAAUGCGGCGCGUGAGAACGAAGAACACCAAUCGAUGAAACAGCUGAUGGUGAGUGUUGAGCGAGGAGAAUUCCAGCAGGAAUCUGUUCUGAAGCAGCUGGAGGUAUUACAAGAGGAAGAGAAGGAGUAUCAGCACAUUAAGGACCCUACAAAUGGCUACUAUAGUGUCAAUACCUUUAAGGAGCACCACACACCCACCAUGGCUGUGACUCAGUCUGCUGAGGUGAGGAACCCCACCAACACAGCAACCCUGGGCAAGCAGCGGGUGCCCACGGGCAUGUCCUUCACCAACAUCUACUCGACUCUGGGAGCCGGUCCCAACCGCCUGUACGACUACAGCCAGCGCUUCGUGCUGGGCAUGGGCAGCAGCUCCAUCGAGCUGUGCGAGCGGGAGUUCCAGCGCGGCUCGCUCAGCGACUCCAGCUCGUUCAUUGACACGCAGUGCGACAGCAGCGUCAGCAGCUACAGUAAGCCGGACGGCUACGUGCAGUUCGACAAAGACAGCAAGGCGUCGGCCUCCUCCUCGUCCCACUACUCCCAGUCCUCCUCGCAGAACUCAGACCUCACCCGGCCGCUCCAGAAGCGCAUGCAGACCCACGUCUGACCACCAGGGGAGGAAGGGCGUGUGAACCGGUGUGACAAACAGCCAGGAUUGUAAAACUGUGACUGAAUCGGCCCCUUAAGUUACAAUGCGACUGGACACCUGGAGAUGCAUAUGGGCUGGAUGGCUUUAAGACACUCUCUGACUUGUUGAAAUCCUUAAAAAGCGGAUCAAGAAGCCUUAUAUUUCCCCCUCAUGCUUAACCCAUAGACCACCUCCUUUUUUGACCUACAAGCAGAAUUGUGCCAUGGAGAGGUUAUUUUGCCAACACAGACAACACCACAAGUUCGGAAAUUGAAGCAUUCACUACUUUGUGUUCUGCAGUAUUGACCGCAGAGGGCAGGCCAUUAAAAAGGCUUUUGUGUGACAAUCAGUUCCCCUGGCAAAGACCAUUUUUUUGCCUUUUGAAGAUUGUCAUUGAUAAAAACUCAACACGAUGGACACGAUAAUGAGUGCAAGCCAAUGUCCUGCUGCUCUCUUGUAGUUUGAAGCACAAAAAUGAAUGUGCAUGUGUUUUUAUUUUUAUUUUUUAUUAUUAGUUGUUAAAGGGAUUACCCCUCCUCUCUCCUACAACCUUCCCCCCUCGAACACUUUAUGUUAAGCUUUCUUGUUGAAACUGGUCUCCCGUGUAGGUGGAAAAGAAACUUUCUCCAUGUGCCCCCGCAGACGCCUCGAACAUUUAAAAAGGCUGCGUUUUUUUCUCCACAGUCAAAUCUGGGCCACAGAGGCGGGCAGAUAAAGAUGGGCUGAGAUCUCAUUUUAAAAUCCCUGAGUCAUUUAUUUUUACUGUGACACUCUGCGAUAAGGAACGUCAGUGUACAUAUGUGACUGUAAUUUCUUUUUCUAGCAUCUAAUUUCUUUGUUUUCCCUCCUGGAGGACUGUAAAUGAGACAUUUGUGUCCUUAUCUUCUUUGCCUUGAGGGUGUGUUUGAACUGUGUCAAUACAAACUUUGACUAAGCCAGAUAGACAUGCACUCUCAGCUCUUGUGUUUGAUGGGGAGCUGGAUCCUCCGUAGUGUUCCCUGCACACCAAAUCCAGCUCUUGAGUGAUGCAGCAGAAAGCCCACAGACUGCAACACGUGUUGCACUUAUGAGUUUCUCCUGCAGGUCGUCAGCCAUUAUACUUGAGGGUCCCCAUUCAAGGAAAUGUCAACAUUAUAUUUUAGCUGAGCUUCCUAUUAUGUGGUUUUUCCCCAUUGCUAUGGCCAAUAUCAUUGUUGACACAGGAGCUUGGUGCGACCUGACUGCCGGUCAUCAAGAGACAUGAAAAGCAAAUUUAGAAAAUGUGUUUUGUUUUGCUAUCUGCGGCUCAUUUUUGGCUACUGUGGAGCUAAUGUUGACACCCUGACUCUUUCAAGUGCAUUGUUUUAGUACUUUUUUAAAUUUUCUGUACUCUAUGUGACAUAUGAUUUUGGAUUUGUUAUUUAAUCACUGACAUUUGUUUUUAGUUGAGAGUAGAGACAGAGAGUAGUGAUUUAACAUGCAGCCACACAACACUUAAUACCUAACGUCAAAGUUCAAAGCCUGUUGUUAAAGAGUGUCGUCGUCAUGCUUUGGGCAUGUGUUGUCGCAGAACAAACUUUUUACCUAGGGUUCUGAUUUUUUGCGUCAAAGAACACUCGGGAUCGCAAUGCAGAUCGGUGCAUAAGGCAGAUAAUAUAAGAUAACUGGGCAAAAAUACUUUAUAAUACUGUGUAUCCCCUACCUGUUGGCUCUGACACACCUCAAGAUGUCAAGUUUGAUCAGGACCUUAAAGUAUGUUUUUAACACAACCGAGUUUGUUUCGUACGAGCCGGCUUUUAGUGACUGGAGGGCAACCUUUACAGUAAACAAAGAUCAUUUCUGUAACAGCAACAUUUACACAAUAGGCUACAUUAUAUGAUAUUUGAUGGAAGCUAUCAACAGCCUCAAAUGUCCGCACUCAAGGUCUGCUCCACCCAUGCUUUAUCACAUCAAUUUGGUUACUAUCAUUCCAUUUUUUUAAACAUUUUUUUGAAGGAUAAAGAAAAAUUCCUGGAAAAUAAAAGCUUAGUUUGUUGUAGAGCCACACUGGAAGCACUUGCUCACAAUGUCCAUGUCGGUUUUUUGUAUUGGUCAGAUGAAACAAAAAAACACGAGUUAAAGGUUUACUAGGUUUCAAUAUGUCUUACUGAACUUGUCAGUAUCCUCCAUUGCAGAGUAGUCAAUUGGUAUGAAGUGAACUUGAAACUAUGAAAUCUGCCUCUCAACCUCGUGAAAAAAAUCAAGCACGGCAAUUUCCAACAAAGGCAAGUUGUUGUUUUUUGCACUUUACAUAUGAGUAUAUUCAAAGCAUUUGAAUGGGGUUUUCCACUUGAGUGGCAGUGGUUUGGACUGUAAUUUUACAAAAUGGAUUGGCGCCCAUUGUACAGCUUAAGACAAAAAGCUCUGUUUCAACGCUGAUAAUCCAGCUUGGCACUUAGUAGACUGUAUAUAAAUCUCUAAUGCUGUCUUUCUCUGUAUAUAAUUUGUCCUGGCUUUUCUUUCUUCUUCUCCGUCACAUUUCACUGUAUUAGAGCUCAACAAAUCCAUGUGGCAUCAAAACUGCAAGACAGACAAUCAUUUUCUCUUUGUUUCCCUUCCAAAAAAAAAAUUUCAUCAACCUCACUUGUUUCUCACAAAUUACAUGAAAGGCUUGUGUGAGCAGUUUCUCCUCACACAGAUCUCACAGGGAACACUCAGGCUCUGUAUGGCGAGCACACAGGGGGCUAUAGGAUGAGAACUGAGCUUAGCUGGGACAGCUUUGAAGUGAGAUGCAGUAAGAGGUUAUUAUACCUUCAGAACCUUCUGACAGAUGCCCAGCAAUAUAUUGCAUUUGGCACCGGGAAGACUGUCAAGUAAGCCUUUUUUAAAUUUAUUUUCCCUAGCAUGUUUGAGUGCAGGAUGACAUUUUUUCCCCGUAAUAUCAGCAGCAGCAGCCAAUUAC
Messenger RNA from Labrus mixtus (cuckoo wrasse), 5758 nucleotides. RefSeq names its product kirre like nephrin family adhesion molecule 3b (gene kirrel3b). Bases 475 to 2817 code for a protein of 780 amino acids. Gene Ontology annotation, cellular component: cell-cell junction. Gene Ontology annotation, biological process: synapse assembly; cell-cell adhesion. The transcript has 16 exons. The record is from RefSeq and is a predicted model, not a curated record. Lineage: Eukaryota; Metazoa; Chordata; Actinopteri; Labriformes; Labridae. Gene Ontology annotation, molecular function: cell adhesion molecule binding.